Fusarium vanettenii 77-13-4 is the source of this 1164-nucleotide messenger RNA. RefSeq lists its product as uncharacterized. Gene Ontology annotation, molecular function: FAD binding. The transcript has 2 exons. The record is from RefSeq and is a predicted model, not a curated record. Bases 1 to 1164 code for a protein of 387 amino acids. NCBI's taxonomy places the organism in Eukaryota, Fungi, Ascomycota, Sordariomycetes, Hypocreales, Nectriaceae.
AUGGCACCUACGAUCGUAAUCAUUGGCGGUGGCCCUAGUGGUCUCACUCUAGCCCGCCUUCUCGAAUGUAACGACAUUGACUACGUUGUCUACGAACGCAACAUCUCUGAAAACUCGCCACCCGGACAAGGUGGCUCCCUUGACAUCCACGGAGCGACAGGACAAGAAGCUCUUAAGCGUGGAGGUUUAUCUGCCGAGUUUGAGAAGCUCGCUCGUCGUGAUGCAACUGUGGCCCAAAUCGCUGACAAGGGCAAGCAGCUCGUCAAGUUCGGUGAGGAUCGAGAUGCACCCGAGAUUGACCGAGUUCAACUUCGGAAACUUCUGCUCAACUCGAUUCCUUCACAUAAGAUCCAGUGGAACAAAGCCGUGACACAAGUAAAAAGGGAUUCUGAGGGAAACGUUGUCCUUCACUUUGCUGAUGGGACUAACGCAACCGGCUUCCGGCUGGUAGUUGGAGCUGACGGAGCCUGGAGCAAGGUCCGACACUUGCUGACGCCUGCGAAGCCUAAGUACUCUGGUAAGAGCUACAUCGAAGGCAAGAUUUCACCUGGAAACUCAUUCUACAGACAAGUCGAAGCCAGGGUUGGCCAUGGAAGCAUGCUUGCUUUUGGUUUGAGGAAGCAUUUGGCCGUUCAGCAAAUGAGCGAUGGUUCAUAUCGCAUCUAUCUCGGUCUUACAGUGGAUGAGAAUGCCUUUGCCGUCGGUAACCCGAAUGUUGACCUUGUCGCUGAUAACGGCACCCUGGCUCGACAGUUCUUCCUGUCUCAGCCGGGAUACUUUGCAGACUGGGAUAGCGAGCUCAAGGGUAUUAUCGCCAACAGCGAGGGUGGCUUUCGCUACUGGCCACUCUACCACAUGGCCCCUGACUCUCUGAACUGGGAACAUGCCCCCCAGGUCACUCUGAUUGGAGACGCAGCCCACGUGUCAACUCCAUUUGUUGGAGAGGGCGUCAACUGUGCCAUGUACGACGCUCUGGUACUCUUGGAGAAGAUUCUUGAGUUUGGGACUGGCGACGGCUUGGACCGUGCUGUUGCCGAGUAUGAAAUGGACAUGUUUAAGCGUGGGAGAGACUUGAUUGAAAGGAGCAUGGAAUCUGCUGAGCUUUUGUUUGCUGAAGAUGCCCCGAACGGGCUGGUUCAGAUCAUUCAGGGUAGCUCUGAGUAG